CCAAAAUGGUUCGGAUGUUAUUCUAAGGUAAACAUGUGACUCAUCACACAAAUUUCCAAAGGUGGUAAAGCGAAGGCCAGUCUACGUAACUCAUGCUGGUUAGCACACACCCACACACCCUACACACAUAUAUGUACACUCCCUCAGCCUCGACGUUAACUGUAAUCAUUAACUCAGUUGGCUUCAAAGGGAAAAAAGAGAAGCACUGCUUAAAACCAAGCUGAACCUACGUACAAAUAUCCAGGAAGAGACUCCAGCCAGAAAAGGAGGACACCACGAAUCAGCUGGCUUAUGGAGGCACAGUGAGUUGGCUCAGCUGACUCAGGAGAGCUGGACUAGUCAGGAACAUUAUCAUGGUUCCAGCAGUAGUUUGAUGAUUAAUAGUGCUGAUAUCGGUGCAGUGUUCCUGGAAAGAUAAGACUAUCUGGGCUAAAGUCAACAGGGUGGAUCAGAGCAGAGCGCCAGAGCAGGAGAAUAUGGAACAGGAAAGUGAUCUGAACUGGCAAAACCUGGAGAUGAAGUUUGGAGUGAAGGUCUUCCUCACAGUACUCUACAGCCUCAUUCUUAUCCUAGGAAUUCUAGGGAACAGUAUCACUAUUCAUGUCACACAGGUGCUUCAGAGAAAAGGGUACUUGCAGAAGUGUGUCACUGAUCACAUGGUGAGCCUGGCCUGCUCUGAUUUGCUGGUAUUGCUGAUUGGCAUGCCCGUGGAACUCUAUAGUGCCAUCUGGUUCCCCUUUAGCUCUGCUUCUGGAAACGCAGCCUGCAAGAUCUAUAACUUCCUGUUUGAAGCGUGCAGCUAUGCCACCAUCCUCAAUGUGACCACUCUAAGCUUUGAACGCUACAUGGCUAUAUGCCAUCCAUUUCGCUACAAAGUGUUAGCAAAUGCCCGCACUGCUCACCUCAUCCUCGCUGCAUGGCUUACCUCCAUCCUCAUUGCUGUGCCUCUGCUAAUUACAACUGGAACUCAAGGUCAUGUGGUAGAGCCAGGAGGAGCACCGGCAAAGAACCUGACCUUCUGCACCAACCUGCAUGAGUACUGGGGAAUGUAUCGUGCCAGUGUUUUUGUCGCUUUCAUCCUCUACCUGCUGGUCCUUGGCAGCGUGGCUUUCAUGUGCAGGAGCAUGAUUGUAGUCCUCAAAGCCCCCAUGAUUACUACAGACACUUCAGGCACUAGCGGGCCUAAACAUGAGAAUGCCAGAGUCAAAGCCUCACGCAAGCAGACCAUCAUUUUUUUAGUGCUGAUCGUGUGUGCGCUGCUCGUAUGCUGGAUGCCAAACCAGGUACGGCGCAUGAUGUCAGCAUCCAUACCCAAGAAAUCAUGGAACAGGAGUUACUUGCUGUCAUAUGUGAAAUUGCACCCUAUAGCUGACACCUUCUUCUACCUGAGCUCUGUGCUAAACCCUAUGCUCUACAAUCUCUCAUCACGCCAGUUUCGCACAGCUUUCCUGCAGGCGUUGUGCUGUCGUCUCUCUAUCGAGCAUGUUAACAAGAGAACGGUGGAGAAGAGCAAAGCUCCUCAUGCAUCCAGCCAUUCACUGCGUCCGCUGCUGCGCAGAAAAUCCCAGCAGAAGAGCACUCCGCCUUCCAGCAGAGAUGCUGAAACUCUGAACCUGAGUGCAGAGAGCAGCCCUGUUGUUCAGAAAUUAGACACACCUCCAGCUGUCUCGUCAGAGACAGACACGUGAGUCAUGUCAAGCCUCCUCCUUCGCUAAACCCUACUUGGCACCCUGGAUCAUUUUAAUGGCCACUUUUAAGACUUGUUGGUCCACCUUGUAGAUGUAGUUGCAGACUGUUGCUAGUCUUUUUUUUUUCCAUGUACAAUUUGGCUGGUCGAGGAACUUUGUUUGGUGGAAUGUUUCUCAACUCAGCAGUGACUCACAUGAAAUACACAUACCAAUAUUUAUACCUAUAAUAAUACCUCACUGUUGUGCUCAGUAUUAUUCACCACAAGGUACAUUUUGGUCAUUGGUGGUCCUAUAGUGCUUCCUUUUUGCUUAUGAACAGGUUAAAUUCAGCCGGAAUUUCUACACUCAGUUGUUUUAUGUACAAACUCACCUAUGUGAUAGAAUUCUGUGGCAAAGUAACCACUAACGUUAGGUGCAAAGACGGCUCCUCCUUUAUAAACUGGAAACUAGUAGAUUUUCCCUUUUCAUGCAUUGAAUGAAUGACUGUAUUAAUUAACACUAUACAUUAAGGUUCCCUAACAACUAACAUUAUUUACUACAUUCUUUUACACAAACAUUAAUAAAUUCUUAAUAAUUUUGACACAGUAGGUUAGCACAUGUAUUAAAUGACAGUUGCUUAAAUGUUAAUGGAAUACAACUGUACUGAAUAAUGUUUAUUCAAACCAGGACUCAAAAUAUAUCCACAUAAGAGAGCAAAUAUUAAAUUACACUAUGUUUCCUAAUGUUGAUGAUGUAAUAUUAGAACUUGGUAUUCAGCCUCAAAUCUGAAUUUUACCAGUUAAAUAACACAAAAAAAUAUUUUGCUCAUUGUGGGCUUCACUUUACACAUUGACCAGAUAAACAUUAGGUAAAAAAACAAUGGUAUGGUUCUAGUGUAUAAACAUUGAUGUUCAUGUUAAACACAGGAUAUAUACAUAUGUUAUGUUGUGUGUGUGUGUGUGUGUGUGUGAGAGUUUGCUUUCACACAGUUGCCUGAGAGAUUAUCCACUGAAAAUGAAGAGUGUGUUUUGAUAUAUUUCAAUACAGACUACUUUUAUUAAUAUUGUAACUUUAUUUUAUAUUCAUACAUUUUCCAAUUAGAAUCACUUUAUCUAACUCAUUAGCCUGCUCUAGUGUACAGUAAAUCCACCUACCGAAUGCUUAAACAAAUACAUCAUUGUACUGCGAUAUUUUCUGUUGCACUACAUUUACAUAUGUCACUAUUUAAGAUUGGCUUUUACUGACUAUUUUCUGACUCAAGAGAACGAGUGCUGUGUAUACGUGUUAGUAAUUCCUUAUUAUCAUUUUGUUCAGCAAAUAUAAAAAAGUUAUAUCAAUAAAAAGUUAUUCCCCUCCUCUUUUUAUUGAUAUAACACUUCUACACUACUAUUGUUCAAAUUAAACACAUUUAAAGCCCAUUUACUUGCUAUUUUAAUAACAUGUACACUUGUUUUAUUCAUGCAAUUGUUCAGUCAGCCAAGUAUGUGGCAGCAGCACCAUGCAUACAAUCAGGUAAAUACAAGUCAAGAUUUUCAGUUACUGUUUAUUAUCAGACAUCAGAAUGUGGAAUAAAUGUCAGUGAUAUCGGUGACUUUGACCUUGGCAUGGUUGUUGGUGCCAGACAGGAUCGUUUGAGGAUAUCAGAAGCAACAGAUAUCCUGAGAUUUUCACACACAACACUCUCUAGAGUUUAAACAUAAGGGUGUGAUAAAGACAACAUUCAGUGAGCAGUGAUUCUGUUGGCAGAAACCAACUUUUUGAUGAGAAAGGUCAGAGAGAAAUGACCAGACUGGUUUAAUAAAUGGUCAGGAAUGCUACUUAAAUAACCACUCUACAACUGUGGUGAACAAAAACAGGCUAAAAAAGUUUAGAGAAAUUGUGCAUGAAAACCCCAGGGCUUCAGCUGUCUCUGAAAUACUCCAAAGAGCCCAUCUGGCACCAACAACCAUACUGUACCGCCAUACCACAGUCCCUAAGUCACAAUGGUUUUCCCACGUUCUGAUGUCUGAUGUGAAUAUUAACUGAAGCUCUUAACUUGUGACUUUGUAGUCAUUGCUCUACUGCCACAUAGUUGGCUAAGUGUAUAAAUGUCACGACUGGCCAGAGAGUGUACUUUAGUAAUGUUUGUUGUAAUGUAAUGUUCAGUGGUUAGGGUGUUUGACUACUGAUCGGAAGGUCAUUGGUUCAAAUCCCAGGUCCACCAAGUUGCCACAGCAGGGCCUCUGAGCAAGGCCCUUAACCCUCAAUUGCUCAGGUGUAUAAACUGAAAUAAAAAUGUAAGUCACUCUGGAUAAGAGU
This is a messenger RNA of Tachysurus vachellii, 3965 nucleotides long. RefSeq names its product G protein-coupled receptor 39 (gene gpr39). The transcript is spliced from 3 exons. The coding region runs from base 477 to 1688 and encodes 403 amino acids. Gene Ontology annotation, cellular component: membrane. NCBI's taxonomy places the organism in Eukaryota, Metazoa, Chordata, Actinopteri, Siluriformes, Bagridae. Gene Ontology annotation, biological process: G protein-coupled receptor signaling pathway. The record is from RefSeq and is a predicted model, not a curated record. Gene Ontology annotation, molecular function: G protein-coupled receptor activity.